Molecule: messenger RNA, 1905 nt
Organism: Phascolarctos cinereus (koala)
Lineage: Eukaryota; Metazoa; Chordata; Mammalia; Diprotodontia; Phascolarctidae
Gene: ACVR1C
Product: activin A receptor type 1C
Biological process (GO): cellular response to growth factor stimulus; cell surface receptor protein serine/threonine kinase signaling pathway; protein phosphorylation
Cellular component (GO): signaling receptor complex; plasma membrane
Molecular function (GO): ATP binding; transmembrane receptor protein serine/threonine kinase activity
Source: RefSeq, a predicted model, not a curated record
UUGUAGUUUUCUAAAUAAAUAUACCAGCUUAUGGGGAUCUCUUUCUAUUUGAGUUUGAAACCACUUACUAUUGGAUGAAGUCACAGGUCAGUCUUAAAACAAAAGAAGAGAUGAUGUUGGACAAGAGAACUGUAGUGGAUUCAAGAAGGGAAAAGUUGGAGACCCUUUGCUUUGUAGUAAUGGCAGCCAAAAGAACUCACAAUCCAGUUUCCUAUGCAUGGAAGGACAAUGUUUCCUGCCGACAGAGAGCUGUUCUUGUUGGACUGAAGUGUGUGUGUCUGUUGUGUGAAUAUUCAAACUUCACCUGCCAGACUGAAGGAGCAUGUUGGGCCUCAGUCAUGCUAACAAAUGGCAGAGAAGAGGUGAUCAAAUCCUGCGUGUCCCUCCCAGAGCUCAAUGCUCAGGUCUUCUGUCACAGCUCUAACAACAUUACAAAGACUGAAUGCUGCUUCACAGAUUUUUGUAACAAUAUUACCCUGCACCUCCCAACAGCUGCAGCAUCUCCAAAAUUGCAAAAACUAGGACCGGUGGAGCUGACCAUAAUUAUUACCAUACCAGUUUGCCUUUUGUCCAUAGCUGCAGUGUUGACUAUAUGUACCUGUCAAAGACGUCAGUGCACUUAUAAAAAGAAAAAGAGGCAAAAUGUGGAAGAACCACUAAAUGAAUGCAACUUAGUAAAUGCUGGCAAAACUCUUAAAGAUCUUAUUUAUGAUAUGACUACAUCUGGGUCUGGAUCUGGUUUACCUCUAUUGGUCCAGAGAACAAUUGCAAGGACAAUUGUACUUCAGGAAAUAGUAGGAAAAGGUAGAUUUGGUGAAGUAUGGCAUGGCAGGUGGUGUGGGGAAGAUGUGGCUGUGAAAAUAUUUUCCUCAAGAGAUGAAAGGUCUUGGUUUCGUGAGGCAGAAAUCUACCAAACAGUUAUGCUACGACAUGAAAACAUCCUUGGCUUCAUUGCUGCUGAUAACAAAGAUAAUGGAACUUGGACUCAGUUGUGGCUUGUAUCCGAAUACCAUGAGCAAGGCUCUUUAUAUGACUAUUUAAAUAGAAAUACAGUGACAGUGGAUGGUAUGGUCCGAUUGGCACUUUCAGUAGCCAGUGGUCUGGCCCAUCUACAUAUGGAGAUAGUUGGAACACAAGGCAAACCUGCAAUUGCUCAUCGAGAUCUAAAAUCAAAGAAUAUUUUAGUGAAAAAAUGUGAAGCCUGUGCUAUUGCAGACUUAGGACUAGCUGUGAAGCAUGAUUCAGUACUGAACACUAUUGACAUCCCUCAAAAUCCCAGAGUGGGGACAAAGAGGUAUAUGGCUCCUGAGGUGCUUGAUGAUACAAUGAACAUGAAUAUUUUUGAAUCCUUCAAACGUGCUGACAUAUAUUCCCUUGGUCUGGUGUAUUGGGAAAUAGCACGGAGAUGUUCAAUUGGAGGAAUCACUGAAGAGUACCAAUUGCCUUUCUAUGACAUGGUACCUUCAGAUCCCUCAAUAGAGGACAUGAGGAAAGUUGUUUGUGAACAGAAAUAUAGACCAAAUAUACCAAACCAGUGGCAAAGUUGUGAGGCCCUCCGAGUAAUGGGUAGAAUAAUGAGGGAGUGUUGGUAUGCAAAUGGGGCUGCUCGCUUGACAGCUCUGCGUAUUAAGAAGACCAUUUCUCAACUUUGUGUAAAAGAAGACUCCAAAGUAUAAGUGAUAUUUGGCGUUAAAAAGGAAUCUUUUUAAAAAUUAUGAAUUUUUUUUGUUGUGUUGUUUUUCCUUUGCUCUACCUCAAAGAUAUACAGUACAGUAUUUAGAUGCCCAAAGCACAACCCUGAAACCCUACUUUAAAGCUGAGUGCUGGCAGGGCAACUUCUGGCUGAUCUUGUCUUCAUGCUGUCUUUUAUUUUUUAAUUUUUUAAUUUUUUAAUUUUUUGGCAAG